Messenger RNA from Phragmites australis (common reed), 453 nucleotides. Its product is annotated as rRNA biogenesis protein rrp36-like. The transcript has 3 exons. The record is from RefSeq and is a predicted model, not a curated record. Lineage: Eukaryota; Viridiplantae; Streptophyta; Magnoliopsida; Poales; Poaceae. Bases 1 to 453 code for a protein of 150 amino acids.
AUGGCCGCCAAUGACAAGGACUUGGCAUCGUCGUCCUUGAUGCCAGCCCCUGACGAUGACUACAUCGAUUCGGACCUCUUCAUGGUGGAGGCGGAGGAGGAAUAUGAGAUGGAGAAAGCGAUUACCAAUGACGAGAAGAUCGCUCGCGCCGUCCAUGAGGAAGAACUCAUUAGCCAAGCUAAGGGAACGACGGAGGCCAUCGCACACCUCUUGGCGGAGGAGGUGGAGAUGGGCAGUGACUCCGACACCAAUGAUGGCGAGGAGGGGGAGGAUGAGGAGAUGGGUGGCGACUCUGACACCAAUGACGAUGAUGAAGAGGAGGAUGAGGAUAUGGGCGGGAUUCAGCUUCUGGAUGGCAACAUCGAGGAUUCUGCACUCUCUAAUAUUCGAGCACGGAUCGCCUCGUUCUUAAUGACCGAAGUCGUCUCUUCGAAAGGAGAAGAUGGCUGCUAA